This is a messenger RNA of Bacillus rossius redtenbacheri, 7450 nucleotides long. RefSeq names its product chaoptin (gene chp). The coding region runs from base 40 to 3858 and encodes 1272 amino acids. Gene Ontology annotation, molecular function: protein binding. NCBI's taxonomy places the organism in Eukaryota, Metazoa, Arthropoda, Insecta, Phasmatodea, Bacillidae. The transcript is spliced from 15 exons. The record is from RefSeq and is a predicted model, not a curated record.
CGCGACAGUCCUUGAGGCGGCGGGCACCCCGGCUGCACCAUGGGCAUAGGCGCCGUGAUGAAGAUGGGCUACGCCCUGGUCGUGGUCUCCGUGCUGCUGAUGGUGUGGGUGUCGCUGGCGCACGGCCGCGAGGUGGAGCAGGUGCAGUACCCGCCCUGCGUGUUCAACCCGCUGUGCAGCUGCUCCAAGGCCGUGCCGGACCUGGGCAUCGUGGUGUGCCAGGACGUGCCGCUCGCCCGCAUCCCGCCCCAGCUCAACUCGUCCAAGAUAUUCAUGCUGCACCUGGAGAACAAUAACCUGCGCAGCAUUGAGCCGUACUUCCUGCAGGCCACUGGCCUGUACCGGCUGGAGAUCAGCCACAACCCCGUGCCGGACAUCCCGGCGGAGGCGUUCGUCGGCCUGGAGAGGUCGCUGUGGGAGCUGGAGCUGCAGCACAAUCAGCUGCAGGCCGUGCCCAGCAGAGCCUUCCGACACCUGCAGAAGCUGCGGCGGCUGGACCUCACAGGCAACAAGAUCUCGGAGAUAUCGGCGGACAGCUGGCGCGGCCUGGAGGGCUCCCUCCAGACCCUGGUGCUAGCACACAACGCGCUCUCCUCAUUGCCUGCCGAGGCGUUCAGCGCGCUGCCCUCGCUCGAGUCGCUCGACCUGACCGGCAACGACCUCUCAGGACUUGACCCGGCCACGUUCCACUCCGGCCCGCCGCGACUGUCGCGCCUCCUGCUGGCCGACAACCAGCUGCCCUGGGUGCCCUACCGCCAGGUCGCCCCUCUGAGGGCGCUGCGCACGCUCGACCUGUCCUACAACAUGGUGACCAACCUGCACAGCGCCAGCUCGGAGCCCGACCAGCCCGGGACCCGGCUCUCCCUGGACACGCUGCGGCUCGACUACAACCAGAUCCAACACCUCCCUCCCGGAGCCUUCCAGCACUUCGACCUGCUCAACAGGACCUCGCUCGAUGGCAACCCCAUCUUCAUGAUCGAGGCCGACGCCUUCAGGGACGCGAGGAUCAGGGAGCUGUCCCUGCGCGACUGCGGCGUCACGGUGCUGUCCCCGGGCGCCUUCGGCGGCCUCGAGGCGUCGCUUCAGCAGCUCGACCUGUACGGCAACAACCUGACGGCGCUGCCUCACGCGCUCUUCCGCGAGUUCGACUUCCUGAAGACUCUGUCGCUGGGCGAGAACCACCUGCCCGACGGCGCGCUGCCCGGAGACUCGCUCAGCGGCUUCCAGUACAGCCUGUACCGCCUCGAUGUCAGCGGCCGGGACAUGGGCGUGGCGUCGCUGCAGGAUCUGCGCAGGAUCCGCAACCUGCGCGCGAUCACGCUCAGCAAGCUGCCGCAGACGCAGCUCAGCCCGCAGGACUUCGAGGACUUCGGGCUGGACCUGGAGGAGAUCAAGAUCACGCACGGGAACCUGCGCACGAUCAAGAACCACGCCUUCAAGCACGUGCGCGGCCUCAAGCGACUAGACCUGUCCGAGGGCUCCGUCUCGCAGAUCGAGUCCGAGGCAUUCGCGGAGGUCGGGCACUCGCUGGCCUUCCUGCGCAUGGCACACGGGCUCUCCUCGGCGAUGAGCGCGGUGCCCUCCGAGGCGCUGCGUCCCCUGGGCAACCUGCAGCACCUGGACCUCAGCAACAACCGCCUGCGCUCCAUGCCCGAGACGUCCUUCCACUUCCUCAGGAGGCUCAAGGUGCUGGAGCUCCAGGACAACCAGAUAGAGACCGUCUUCAAGGGCACAUUCCAGGGUGGAAUACAUUCGUCGCUUGAAAAGCUGUACCUCUCCUUCAACAACUUGCAAACCAUCAACACCCACACGUUCGUGGACCUGACCUCGCUGGAGCGGCUGUACCUGGACGACAACAGGAUCGGGCGCGUGGAGCGGCGGGCCUUCAUGAACAUGGACCGGCUGAAGCACCUGGACCUCCGGGGGAACAAGAUCCGCACCAUCUCGGACGAGGCCUUCCAGAACCUGCCCGAGCUGCAGACGCUCGACCUGGCCUACAACGAGCUGGCGGGCUUCGACUUCGCCGCCAUGGACCAGGUGGGGGUGCUGGCGUCGUUCAGGGUCAACGUCAGCCACAACCGCAUCCAGAAGCUGGAGGUGAACGCGAGCAGCCUCAGCGGCCGGGACGGCUCCGGGUUCUUCCACUCCAACGUGAAGGUGCUGGACCUGUCGUUCAACAACAUCUCGUGGUUCGGCCGCGGCUACCUGCAGCCCGUGGAGGCCUCCGUCACGCAGCUGUACCUGGGGCACAACCACCUGCAGAACGCCACCAGGGACGUGUUCGGCAACAUGCCGCACCUGCAGUGGCUCGACCUGUCCCACAACCGCCUCUCCGAGAUGGACUUCGACUCGUUCAGGAACACUCGCCGUCUGCAGGUGGUGCGCCUGGACCACAACCUGCUGGCGGACGUCCCCGCCGAGCUGUUCCGUGGCCUGGCGGGCCUGCGCGUGUCCGAGCUCGCCCACAACAGGCUGCGCGCCCUGCCCGACGGCCUGUUCCCCGAGGAGGGCCUGGAGCGCCUGGACGCCUCGCACAACCAGCUGGCGCGCGUGCCCGCCUCCUGCCUGGGCGCGUCCGCGGCCAGCCUGGUCGAGCUCGACCUGUCGCACAACCUCAUCGCGUCGCUGCAGGGCGCCGAGAUGUUCGGCAAGUUCCGGUCGCUGUCGUGGCUGGACCUGUCCGGCAACAGGCUGGCGCGGGUGGAGGACGGCAGCUUCGCCGCGCUGAGGCGGCUGUCGCACCUGGAGCUGAGCCACAACCAGGGGAUGGUGUUCGAGAACCGGGGCCGCAGCUUCCGCGGGCUGGAGCACUCGCUGCUGCACCUGGGCGUGUCAAACUGCUCGCUGGCCGCCGUGCCCGAGCUGCCGCUACCCUCGCUCUGGUCCCUGGACGUGUCGCGCAACGAGCUGGCCGAGGCGCCGCUCGACAUGACGCUGAACCUGACGGCGCUGCGGCGGCUGGACCUGUCGCGCAACCAGCUGGGCGCCGUGCCCAUGGCGGCGCAGUCGCUGCCGCAGCUGCGCGAGCUGUCGCUGGCCGCCAACCCCAUCACGGCGCUCACCAACGCCACCAUGAUGGGCGGCGCGCAGCGCCUGCGCGCCCUCGACAUCCGCCAGCUGCCGCUGCACUUCUUCGAGACUGGAGCUCUGUGCAAGAUGACGUCACUACGCACCAUCGAACUCAGCUCUUUCAAGUCCGUGCGCCAUUUCAACAUCCCUCAAGUCAUCCAGUCCAACACAGGUCUUCGCAAUCUCCACAUCGAGUCUCAUGAGGCCCCGGGACUCCAAGACGAGAUGAAAGGCUGGCUGCCAUACAAAGUAAGGAACAUCACGUUCAGUGGACAAGAACUGAGGAACAUUCCUGAAGACGCCUUGCAAGGCGUGCGCAGUCCGCGGCUGCACGUGGCGCUGCGCAACUCGAGCGUGGAGUCGCUGCGGCGGAGCGUGUUCCGGCGCAUGGGCCCGGUGCGCAACGUGACGCUGGACGUGCGCGGCAACCGCCUGCGGGCGCUGGGCAACCCCAGCACGGGCGGGUUGCCCGGUCUGCCGCGAGCCGCCUUCCUCGCCGAGCUGCGGGUCGCGGGCAACGCCUGGAGCUGCGACUGCGAGCUGGGGUGGGUGGAGAUGUGGCAGCGCAAGAAGCGGCAGUACCUGUGCGCGGAUCGCGACCGCGACGCCUGCCUGCAGAAGGACGACGACCUGCGGCUCGCCGUGUGCGCCAACAAGCACAACGCCAGCCUCGUGGAGGUGCUCAAGACCGACGUGGAGUGCGGCUGGGGGUCGGGCACCACCGUCGCCGCCGGCUCCCCGCGCCUGCUGCUGGCCCUCACCGUGGCCGCGCUCGCCGCGCUGCUCUAGAUCCUCCGAGGAGUGCGUUCCCUAGUCGUCUUGAGAUGCGUUCCAUAGUACGCCUUGCCACGCUGCUCUAGAUCCUCCGAGGAGUGCGUUCCUUGGUGCACCUCGCCGCGCUGCUCUAUAUCCUCCGAGGAGUGCGUUCCUUGGUGCACCUCGCCGCGCUGCUCUAGAUCCUCCGAGGAGUGCGUUCCUUGGCGCGCCUCACCGCGCUCCUCUAGAUCCUCCGAGGAGUGCGUUCCUUGGCGCGCCUCGCCGAGCUGCUCUAGAUCCUCCGAGGAGUGCGUUCCUUAGCGCGCCUCACCACACUGCUCUAGAUCCUCCGAGGAGUGCCUUCCUUAGCGCGCCUCGCCGCGCUGCUCUAGAUCCUCCGAGGAGUGCGUUCCUUAGCGCGCCUCGCCGCGCUGCUCUAGAUCCUCCGAGGAGUGCGUUCCUUAGCGCGCCUCACCACGCUGCUCUAGAUCCUCCGAGGAGUGCGUUCCUUAGCGCGCCUCACCACACUGCUCUAGAUCCUCCGAGGAGUGCCUUCCUUAGCGCGCCUCGCCGCGCUGCUCUAGAUCCUCCGAGGAGUGCGUUCCUUGGUGCGCCUCGCCGCGCUGAUCUAGAUCCUCCGAGGAGUGCGUUCCUUAGCGCGCCUCACCACGCUGCUCUAGAUCCUCCGAGGAGUGCGUUCCUUAGCGCGCCUCGCCGAGCUGCUCUAGAUCCUCCGAGGAGUGCGUUCCUUAGUACGCCUCACCACGCUGCUCUAGAUCCUCCGAGGAGUGCGUUCCUUAGCGCGCCUCGCCGCGCUGAUCUAGAUCCUCCGAGGAGUGCGUUCCUUAGCGCGCCUCACCACGCUGCUCUAGAUCCUCCGAGGAGUGCGUUCCUUAGCGCGCCUCGCCGAGCUGCUCUAGAUCCUCCGAGGAGUGCGUUCCUUGGUGCGCCUCGCCGCGCUGAUCUAGAUCCUCCGAGGAGUGCGUUCCCUAGUCGUCUUGAGAUGUGUUUCGUAGUACGCCUCACCGCGCUGCUCUAGAUCCUCCGAGGAGUGCGUUGCCUAGUCGUCUUGAGAUGCGUUCCGUAGUACGCCUCGCCGCGCUGCUGCUGCUCUAGAUCCUCCGAGGAGUGUUCCCUAGUCGUCUUGAGAUGCGUUCCGUAGUACGCUCGCCGCGCUGAUCUAGAUCCUCCGAGGGGUGCGUUCCGUAGUGCACCUCGCCACGUUUCACUGCGAUUCGUAGUUAAUACUCCACGAAGGUUAACUAUAAAACAAUGUUUUGUAUAUUUACCAAAUCUUAGUAGCAAUUAUUUUAUUGAAUUAUACCUUAAAAAAAAUGUAACUAUAAACAAAGAAUAUACUUUAUGCCUAUUCAUAAAAUUCUAAAGUGCCACAUUAUUUGAGAUGGAUAAUUGUAUUUCAUCCUUUACAAAAUACGUAUUCAUAUUAAUUAAUUAUUCAUAGCUUGUAGGCACUCAUGUAAAUAUUAAGAACACAAAAUAUAUUCAAUAACAUUUUAUCAUUUAAUCGUCUCAUAUAGCUGUAAUUGGUUAUCUGAAAAAAAAUUAAGAAUUUUUUAAAUUAAUAGAAACAAAUUAAUGAUAAGCGGAAGUACUAGCAAAAAAAAAUACACCUAUAUUUUUCUAGGAGUUAAAAAAGAAAAGUGUUUUAAAGGCUGUUAGAGUGAAAGAAAAAUCGACUUUUUUAAUAUUAUAAUCAUGUGUAUAUGUAUAGAGGCCACUGACAAGAUUGAGAUAUUUGCAGUUUGAAUAAUCUCAAAUAUAUUGUUACAAGAAAUAGUGGUUGAAUGUAAAUGAAAUGAUAAUUUAUUUAUUACAAAAACUCCAAGAUAAAAUAAAUAGAAAAUAUGCAGUUUUGUAUUAAAAUAUAUUAUAUUCUAAGUAAAAAGAUAAGUUCAUUUUACAGUACAUAACUUUAACAAUUAUUAAAAAAAUUGUAAAUUAUGACUAUGUUUUAAUAUUUAUUCAGAGAAUUCAAAGUGCAGUGUGAUAAGUUAGCAAUAUUUGUAUAUAAUACUUAAUGAUCUAAAUAUUUGCACUAUUAGAUAGUUAUAAAUAAUAUAAUAGGCUUUUAAAACAAGUAUUUUAUAUAAUAGGUUUUGAUUGAAUACAAAUUUUUUUACAUAAAUGUCUUAAGACAAAAUAUUUACAUAGGCAUCCAAACUAUUUAUUGACAGUUUUGUGACGAACAUGUAAAUAUUUUUUCGUCAGUUUUAUAUUGUAAUAUUGUAAAUUAGAAAGUGUUUGAACCACUUUUAUUUUGUUCGCCAGGACGGGUGUGUGUUAAAUUUACCAAAGUAUUUUAUUAGACUUUGCUUAACGUAGCAUAACUCUUAUUAACCACAAAUGAUGUAUAAAUAAUGUGUAUAUUACUCUUGUGUAUGCCAUAAUGAACCUCCAGUACAUAACAAAAACUUUAUUAUGCUCUUAGGGAUCUUCUUCCCGUGAUUUUGGUUGUAUAAAAUCAAUAAAUAUACUCUACACUUAAAAUAAUUUAAAUGAUAAUAUUUCCAUAUAAUUACUUACAAACAUAUACACCAGAUAUAUGAUAUUAAACAUUGCUCACCGAUGGUUGAGUUAGUGAAUAAUUUAAGUAAAACUAUGUAUUUUAUUUUACAUGACUAUAUGCAGUAGAGUAUACAAACAUGAUAAUAAAACAAUAACUUUCCUUUCUGUAUUCAACAAAAAUAUCAUUUAGAAAAUAAACUUUGUUUUCUGUUGUUAUAUUUUGUAACACCGUUUAUGGUUUUAACAAAAUAUUUUUGUGUUUUCCUUAAGUUUCAGUUAUCUGCAUGUGCAAUUGAAACAAAUUUCUUUAAGCUCAAUGCACUACAUUUUUAUGAACAUAAUAAACAGUUAUUUACUUCAAAAUAUAAACUAAUUAUUUUAGGUUGAUUAAAUAUUUAACAAAACAUAGAAAGCUCAUGAAAAGUUAUUUAAACAUUCAUAUCUCUCAUACUUCAGUUUAGAAUUAUGCACACUAUGCCUUUGUGUAUUAAAGUUGUAUUUACUAUUUAUUUGUUCAAUGAAAUAUUUUUUUCAAUUGUUUGUAAAUAAUGUGCCAAGUGUGAAAAUAAAUAAAUCUCGUAUGCCUACAUAUUUGAAAGAUUUUUUAAACAUUUUUUUGUGUAUAUCUUGAAUAAAUAUUCUUAGUUUUUGUGGUUUACUUAUAUUUCAACAAAUUACUUAUAAAUAACAGAACAAAUAUAAAAAUGAUUAAUGAUAUUUUUUAAAAAAAUUAUUUCUUUAAAUGUUUAAAACGUUGAAAUAUGAUAAAAUUCUUUUUUUUAAUCUGUACAAUUAAACAAACCAUAUUUAUUCAUACUAAAUUGUAUGAUUAUUUUUAACUAUCCUACAAACAAUUUCUUUAAACAAAACCUUAUUUGUGUUUAGGUAUGUUGUGGACUCCACCCUGCAACACAAUCAUUUUAGUAGCGUCUGAUCUUUUAGGAUGUCAUUCUUUCUUUGUAUCAUUGAUUAUGUGAAUGUUCAUUAAUGCAUAAUAAAUAAUUGGAGGAAUUUUUGCAUGUUUGUGAAUGUUGUAUGUCAGAUAUAUAUAAAUGAUUAUUGUGAUGUGCCUUGCUUAGUAAAUUAAACUUUUAUUUAU